Molecule: messenger RNA, 3044 nt
Organism: Zingiber officinale
Lineage: Eukaryota; Viridiplantae; Streptophyta; Magnoliopsida; Zingiberales; Zingiberaceae
Product: U-box domain-containing protein 4-like
Exons: 5
Coding region: 381-2834 (817 amino acids)
Biological process (GO): protein ubiquitination
Cellular component (GO): nucleus; cytoplasm
Molecular function (GO): protein binding; ubiquitin-protein transferase activity
Source: RefSeq, a predicted model, not a curated record
UUUUCCUUUGAAACUUUCUUCUUCUCGUAACGGUCAACCAGUUCGACCACAACGUGGUUGCGAAUCCAGUUACGGACUCGGUCCGCGGGCGUGACGACAAGGACGACCUACCGCGUCCCGCUCCCCUUCUCCUCCUCCUCCUCCUCUGCUGUCCUUCACUGCGGCGGUGAGUCCCUCUUCCGCUCCUCGUUUCCCCCCUUUCUCCCUCCUGCGACUCGCUACGAAGGGCCGAUCCGUCCAGAUCUCUCUCUACUCUCUUCCCUGUGCUCUCUCUCUCUCUCUCUUGCUCGGAUCUGCUGGCUGCUUUUCCCGUCGUUCGCCGCUUUUCUCUUUGAGGCGGCGGGGUUUAUUCUGCGUUCGCAUGCUUGGAUUUAGGUACAAUGGGGACAUCAUUGCUAGCGGAACUGGUCGAAAGUUUCAAAAAGUUUCUUCUUAUAUCUGCUAGCAACAAUGUAAAACAUGAUACAAUUCAAAGAUACUGUAAAACAAUUGAUCAGAUCCUUGAGCAUUUUAAACCACUGUGUUAUGAAAUUGCUGCUUCUGAGAUAUCUUUGGAUGAGCAACUAGUCAAUAUGUUGAAAGAGCUAGAUGCUGCAGUUGUUGAAGCCGGGGAACUUCUUGAAAGCUGGCACACAAUGAUCAGUAAAAUUUACUUUGUUUUGCAAAUAGAAACUCUUGUUAUCAAGAUAUCUUCAUUCACACUUAAAAUAAGUGAACUGGUGACUCCUCAGCUUCCAAGUCCAAUAGACAGUACCAUACUAAAGUGCAUUGAGGAAACUCAGUACACAAAUGAGUUAAAGAUAUCAGCUGUCAUUGAAAGGGCCAUUACGGAUCAAAAAGAAAAUAAUAGGUCUAGAGCUGAAGAUUUGGAUAAGAUUUCUAACUUCCUGAACUUGUCGUCUAAUCAAGAGUUGUUCAUGGAGGCUAUCGCACUUGAGAAGCUCAGAACUGAGGUUAGCUGCAGUGAGACCCAGGAAGAAGUAGAGAAGAUUGAUCGCAUUGUUGCUCUUGUCGCAUAUAUGCGUGAAUGCCUUCUUCAAGUUAAGCAGUUGCAUAGUAUUAAUGGUGUGGCUAUCCCCACUGAUUUCUGCUGUCCACUUUCAUUGGAAUUGAUGUCUGAUCCAGUUAUUGUGGCUUCUGGACAAACUUACGAGCGAAAUUUUAUCAGGAAAUGGCUUGAUGAUGGUUUCAAUGUCUGUCCAAGGACCCAUCAAACACUUGGACACACUAAUUUGAUUCCAAAUUAUACUGUGAAGGCAUUAAUUGCAAAUUGGUGUGAAUUAAACAACAUCAAACUUCCUGAUCCAGUGAAGUCCAUGGGUUUGAAUAUUCCUUCUGUCUCUCUUAAACCCACCGAAGCAAGUGUUGCUGAAUUUAUUCUCCCUCGCUCUGGAAGUUCUGCUAAGAUAAACCAUCAAAGAUCUCCAGAACACGGGAAAGUGAUUACUUCAGAAAGGGAUACACAUUCCUCUAAUGGAGUCUACCAUGCAACCUCACUUCAUCUGGACUCUGAUUCACAACUCGUGCAAAUUGUGAAUGGAUCUGAUCCAAGCAUUUCAAGAUUAUCCUUAGUUAGUACUACAAGAAACAAGGAACCUAGCUUGGAACAGAGUAAUAUAAAUUCUGGUAGCCAAAGUACCUACCCAUCAAGACAAGAUUCAGAACCCUCAACAGAUGAUGAGCGAUCUCCAUGUCAUAGGCGGACUGAAUCUGCUCCCGAUGCAGUUUCAAGAGAGCCUGUUCAAAGAUCUGGGGAUAAUGAUGAACUCUCACGGGUUUCAAGUGAUUUGACACAUUAUAACAGUGAUGCUUCUGGUGAAAUUGCACAGAAUGCUAUAUCCUCGUCUUCCCAAAGAGAACCUGAGUUUGCACCACCAUUAGAUGAGGUUCGCCCUAGAAAUCAUAAUAUCUGGAGACGGCCAUCUGUCCCUCGUAUCAUAUCCACGGAAUCCAGGUCUGAUUUAUCUGGCGUUGAGUCUGAAGUUCGUAAGCUAAUUGAAGGUUUGAAAAGCGAUGCUGUAGAUACACUGAGAACUGCCACAGAGGAGCUCCGUUUUCUUGCUAAGCAUAACAUGGAAAAUAGGAUUGUUAUUGCAAAUUGUGGAGCUAUUAACCUAUUGGUUGGGCUGCUUCAUUCGACAGAUUGCAAGACUCAGGAAAAUGCUGUCACUGCCCUCUUAAACUUGUCAAUUAAUGACAACAAUAAGAUUGCCAUUGCAAAUGCUAAUGCCAUAGAUCCUUUGAUUUAUGUGCUCGAAACAGGCAACUCUGAAGCAAAAGAAAAUUCAGCUGCAACAUUAUUUAGCCUGUCAGUGAUUGAAGAGAAUAAAGUUAAGAUUGGGCGCUCAGGUGCUAUCAAACCAUUGGUAGAUUUAUUAGCAAAUGGGACUCCUCGAGGAAAGAAAGAUGCAGCGACAGCAUUAUUUAAUCUGUCAAUCUUUCAUGAGAAUAAAUCACGAAUUGUACAAGCUGGAGCAGUGAGACACUUAGUCGAGCUGAUGGACCCAGCAGCUGGUAUGGUUGACAAGGCUGUGGCUGUUUUAGCAAACCUUGCAACUAUACCGGAAGGGAGAACUGCAAUUGGGCAUAAUGGCAUCCCGGUACUUGUGGAGGUAGUUGAAUUGGGCUCUGCACGAGGAAAAGAAAAUGCUGCUGCAGCUUUACUUCAGCUAUGUACUAAUAGUGGUAGAUUUUGUAGUCAAGUUCUUCAAGAAGGUGCUGUGCCCCCAUUGGUAGCAUUAUCACAGUCUGGUACGCCAAGAGCUAAAGAAAAGGCUCAGGCUCUUCUAAGCUACUUCCGUAGCCAGCGUGGCAAUGCUGGGAGAAGAUUAUGACCCAGCUUUAGUUUCCUCAAAUCUAUAUUUAAGUACAAGAGUUUGAUCCUAUCAGCUAUUUUAGGAUUGAUGCACUCUGUUCUCUUCCUGACGGUAAUUACACCGUUUUCAGAGUUUUUUUAGCGUGGUAAUGCAUGAAAGAUUUGUCAGGCGUUUUCUUGUAGAGAACUUACUAAUCUGUAUAGUGUUCAUCGGUCAGUUGAUCAAUUC